AUGGCUAACAUCUCGUCUUCUGAGAGUCUCAAAGGGUAUCCAGCUGGCAAUGCAGCUUGCUACUACCCCAAUGUGUAUAUAUCCACCAUUGAAAGCGACAUCAGGGCUACAUUGUCCACAAACCGAACCACUCCCCUGCCACGGGUUGGGCACGGCCAGAUGACAACCAUGCAGUCUUCAGGCAGCGAGGAGAUCAGAGAAACAAAGGACAAGAGCAUGCCUUGA
This is a messenger RNA of Penicillium subrubescens, 225 nucleotides long. RefSeq lists its product as uncharacterized. The record is from RefSeq and is a predicted model, not a curated record. The transcript has a single exon. Bases 1 to 225 code for a protein of 74 amino acids. Lineage: Eukaryota; Fungi; Ascomycota; Eurotiomycetes; Eurotiales; Aspergillaceae.